AUGUGUCAUUGGCUGUUUCCCCAUGGGGAUGGCAUCACCCUGACCGGCUUUCUAUUCGUGGUCCUUAAUUUCCUCACCGUGAUGUGGUACAACCCGAACUUUGACCAGGAUUGUCCGCCCUGGGUCUACGCCAGCUGUGCCAUCGGCUUGUUUCUGUACCAGACCUUUGAUGCCGUAGACGGCAUGCAGGCGCGGAGGACGAGGCAGAGUGGUCCGUUGGGCGAGCUCUUUGAUCACAGUGUCGAUGCAUGCAAUACCGGUCUGGGCGUGCUCAUCUUUGCGGGUACCAUGAACUUUGGCCAGUCUUGGGCAACUGUGUUGGCGCUAUUUGGAUCAACGAUGACCUUCUACGUCCAAACUUGGGACGAAUACUACACCCAAGUCCUAACCCUGGGGAUCAUCUCCGGCCCCGUCGAGGGCGUGUUAACCCUCUGCACCGUCUACGCUAUCACGGCCUACAUGGGCGCCGGCAGCUUCUGGCACCAACCCGCGCUGGAGACGCUAGGGUUCUCCAAGCCGACAUUCAUGACCGACCAGGUCUACAACCUACCCUUCACGCAGUGGUACAUUGUGUACGGCGCAUUCGUGCUCUUCUUCGCCACGGGCUCGAGCAUCUGGAAUGUCGUGCAGGUGCGCCGCCAGCGCGGCCUCGAUCCUGUGGAGCCGCUGUAUGGCCUGCUUCCGAUGGUCGUCAUCUGGACGCUUGUCCCUGCGUACCUGUACCUGCAGCCUGCUGUCAUGGAGACGCAGAUCGUGCCAUUUGGGCUGUAUGUGGGACUGGUGAAUGCCUACGCCGUCGGGAGGAUGAUUGUAGGCCAUCUCGUGCAGUCGGGCUUUCCGUAUCAUAAUGUGCUGCUGUACCCGCUGGCUCUCGGGGUGGUGGACAGCGCGGGACCCCGGUUGGGGCUGUGGUCCACACCCGUGCUCGGGAAUGGUAUCGGGCAGGUUUGCUUUGUGGUUGGGUGUUUGGGUUUCGCGGUUGGUGUUUAUGGAAGCUUCGUGUUCGACGUCAUCACCACGAUCUGCGACUACCUCGACAUCUGGUGCCUGACUAUCAAGUAUCCGUAUGUCGAGGAGACGCAGUCGCGGAAUGGCAAUGCGGAUUCGUCCAAGAAGAUGAAGUGA
Penicillium riverlandense is the source of this 1125-nucleotide messenger RNA. Its product is annotated as aminoalcoholphosphotransferase. The transcript is spliced from 6 exons. Lineage: Eukaryota; Fungi; Ascomycota; Eurotiomycetes; Eurotiales; Aspergillaceae. Bases 1 to 1125 code for a protein of 374 amino acids. Gene Ontology annotation, molecular function: phosphotransferase activity, for other substituted phosphate groups. Gene Ontology annotation, biological process: phospholipid biosynthetic process. The record is from RefSeq and is a predicted model, not a curated record. Gene Ontology annotation, cellular component: membrane.